ACUUUCUUUCAUUUCACCAAUUAAAAGAAAACACAAAAAUGUCUAAAUAAAUUCCUAUAGGUUAUUAACACACUCAUAAUCAUAAUAAGAGCAUAAGCUAGUUAAUAAUUUAUGGCAAAAGGGUGGAAAUUCUAUUUUUAACCGCCUGUCCCGCACACCUGAUAAAGGUUUGUCGGGUGUCAGAGUGGAGAAUGGCGGCGCUGGGCGGGUACCCGAGAUAAAACGUUCAGCACUCGUCUUCGGUGACGUGAAGACGUGAAGACGUGAGACGUGACGGAGGCUUUUAACAUUCCAGUCGAGCUCAGACUGACAUUACAGUUUGGAACAGCGACGGUGACAGCAAUAUGUGACAGCCAUGGCCAUAUGGAUAUCACUUGUAGUCGUCGUGCUGUGUCUCGUACAUGUUCAUGAUUCUGCUGUCAGCAAUAAUGGAUGUGCAAAUGAAGUGACGGUAAUUAGAAGUAAUGAAACUCAAGUCUACUCCUGUCAAGCAAGAAACAAAGACAACAAUAUCAAAUGGAUCAGUAACAGCGGAGGAAUACAAAAUGUUCUCGCCACGUGCCUGAAUGGUUCUAGAACCUGCCUGACUACAAAUUCCUCCGUCAGCGUCUCGAGAACGGAGAGCGGGAGGAGUGAGCUGAUGAUCACUGGAAGGGUGGACGGCAUUAACAUAGAGUGUCAUGAGUCCAGCGAUAGCGAGGAAGUCACCUGCUCACAAUCUACUACGGCAGUAACAACUACAACCGGUCCAGGAAUCGGAAUUCUGAUAACCAGUUAACGCCAUCUGCAGGUCCUGAACAAUGGAUUGAAAACUCUUCAUCCACACAAUUGGUGAUGUCUAAGACUUUAGAGGAAAAUGCAUCAGGGGUAUCCUCCUUUACAUCAAGGUUCUGCCAUGCUUUCUGAACAUUUUGUGGUCACGACAACAUUCGCAUCUACAGGCAAGUCUUCGCAGUAUUCAAAGGAAAAUCCAACUUCUACAAAGACGAUGAUGACAACUGUUUCUACUCUGGAGGGUCACUUGAUUACAGAUGCCACCAUGAUUUCUCAUCAGACUCUGAAACCCAGUGAAAAACACUCUGAAAGAUUCUACAACUCUCAAUAACAAAGUCCACUGUUUCUUUCAUUUCUGAUUUAGGACACAACAAUGCCCAUUACACCAACACAGGUUCUUUCAACAAUUGAGAGAAAACAAGUUUCAAGCGUAUCUGGUAAUAAUAUUGAAUUGAACUCGCAGAGCUACUUUACUAAAUUAAGUGAACAGAGCGGUAUUACAGAGACCCAGAGUUAUGUUUCUACAGAAAUUAUCGGAGAAUGGACAUUGUCGAGCGGAGAAAAACUUUCUCCGACAAGGACAACAGUCGUUUCACCUGCGAUGGAUUCCCCACAAACUGAGGUUAUUGAAGAGAGCCACAUUGAUAAAUAUUCGGAGAUCUCGUCACAAACAAACACCAGGUAUCUGUUUGUCUGUAUCUGGAUUUACGCAGAUCUCAGGAUCCACUAUGUCUUCUCUUCCUUUGUCUUCCGAAUAUUCCUUGACCACUGAAGGUGAAUCAAGAAUAACAUCUACAACAGACUCUCAUCAGAAUAAGCCACACAUCAUUGCAUCUUUUAGUCCAGUACUUAUUGUUUCUUCUAUGCCAUUUGUUGAAUCGUCCAUUGACCAUCCUAAAGGAAGUGUAUCAUUCCAGGAUAAUACGAAAGGUUCAUAUUCUGGAGAAUCGUCUGCUUCUGUGUCUUUAACGCCUGAACUGCCGUCGAGUACAGAAGGUUCUAAACGCCGGUCAUAUACAGUUUAUCCAGAGAAUUUGACCAGUAAGAGUUCAUUAAGGACUGAACUUGGUUCUACUUUACCAAGCAAGACUGAAAGAGAAGGAUAUUUCACCAGCUUAGAGACAGUUACUAGCAGUCCAAAUGUACAAGAAGUUCUCUUGCCAUCUGCUCAAACAAAUAAAGUUUAUUUGCAUACUAGCAAUACAUUUAUUCUUAAAGAAACAGAAGUAGCCUCUAGGGCUAAGACUGAAGUCAUAGCUUCUGUUAAACCAACAAUGACUACUUCUCCAUUACAUGAAACAGAAAGGACACACUUCCGGUCGCUAACAGGUUUGUCAACUUUGAAUACCCGGAGCAUCCCUACCAUCGACACUGUCUUCGCCUCAUCAGAACUAAAGACUGAUGGUUUUAUGUUUACCAGAAGCCUAAAGACAGAUGAUGUUUCCAUUCAUUCACAUCAAAGCGUGACAACAGGCAACCCGCAUAUUUAUUCAAACACUGUUUUAUCAUCUACAUAUGACAGAAACAUUUCAGUUUCUCCAGAUACGAGGACCAGUAGGUCAUCCUCACUUGACUUCACUCAGACCACAGCCCAAAAUCAAGCAGGGUUUUCUCAUCAAAAGACCACAACAAUUCUUUCUACUCAAGUAGAACUAUAUUCUACAUUUGGGCAAGAUGUUUCAGAAGUUACAAAGUUGCCUACUAGGUUUUCUACUCAUGAGUUAUACCGGACCACCAUUGAUGUCCAAACAUCCUCUGAAGCAGCCAUGUACAAUACACUUAAUAGCUUACCGGAAGUCCGCACAACUAUACCGCAGAUUGAUGUCCAGACACACAGAGGUACUUCAGUUGAUACCAAGCCUGCAAAAAACAACACUGUUGAUAAACCUCCACAUAACAUUUUAGGAACAACAAGUACGACAGAUCCCAUCCCGACAUCACAUGACCAGCUGGCACAUCUGUCGCUCAUCAUCGGCGUUAUUGCAGCAGCGCUGGGAGUUGUCGUCCUUGGUUCUCUGUACAUCUUAAGUUGUAAACACCACAGAGACUCCGUGACAUUUUCUGAUGAUGAGUCUGCCAAAGAGUUUAUUUACUGCAACAUUGCCUAUGAGACUGGAGUCAAUGAUGAGAAUAAAAAAGUGCGAGACGCCCCUUCUGGCAUUGACAAAAAUGAAGCGCCUCUAACAUUGAAAGCAUUUCGCCGGCUGUCGUUGUCCAAGACAUGUGUUCUUCGGGAGGAGAUUGAGUCCCCCUACAAUAUGGUUUCUACUGAUGCGAAUUCUCUCGGGAAGGUUAGUACGGCUUCUGUAUCCAUGGAAACAGAUUCCGUGUCUAUAAACAGCUCAGAAGCAGACUACAUGGACAUUGAUUGUCCAGACGAUGUUACACAACAGAAAGAAAACCAAAAAGAUUUUUAUUUUCCAUAUUCCGGUCGUAAAUCGAGCAAAUUUAAUACCAUCACCCACAAGAAAAUCAUUGAUCUGGAGACCGUUAUACGACAGAAUGUUGUCACGGGAAGAUGAACCCGAAGACACACUGUUCACUGCCAUCGUGAUAGCAAAGCCUUCUAGGUAUGGAAGAAGUAUAAUGAAGUCAAGAGGUUUACUGGAACCAGUCCAUGAAAGUGAGGAAGAUUUGCUGUACGUGGCAGCCAGGAAGCCAAAGAAGGUCGUAUCCUUUGAAGAUGCCGAGUAUGCGACAGCCAACAAGGUAAAUCACAAGCCCAAAAAAGGUGAAGAUUCUAAGGACAUUCAGUUUCAAGACAAGAAUCUGGACAACCACCUUCCUCCAGCUUACGCCACUGUCAGCAAACCUCCGCCGGACUAAAUCUUUUGGCGGUUGUUGUUUUCUUGCGGAAUCGUUCAUGAACGAGUCUAGUUAAAAAAAAAAAACAACAGUCAUUAGACACAAACAACAUAUUACACGUGCGAAACGGUUAAGGAGAUCAUACAUGUUGUUAUGCAGGUGAAAGACGUAUGCAACUAGUCUACGAAAAUGUUGAAAGCGAAAUGUGGACUAAAAUGUUUACUACAACUUUUUUGCAAAGCUUUUUGAUGGACAGUAAUGAAGAAAGUGGGAAUGGUGUUACCCUCGUAGUGCAUUUCAAUUUGACUGAAAUGAGAUUAAGCCUGACUAGGGCAAUGCCUGGAAAAAAAACGUCCCCUUACCUACUACACGGUUUAUACACAACAUAUUUUAAUUUCAGGUUUAACCUCUCUGUUAUUGUUCAUUGUACCUUUUAUCGUGUGAUGCCUUUCCAUUUAAAGAAACCUGAACAUAAUUCCAAAUUCAAGUUACGGUCAAAAAAUCUCUUUAAGAGCAACAUGAGCUGGACCUGCUGUCAGAACCAGAGUUGUUUUUUGGGGGUUUUGUUUUGUUUUUUGGGGGUUUUUUUGUUUGUUUGUUGUUUUUUGUUUUUUUUUUUUGUUUUUUUUGUUUAUUUAUUUAUUUUAUUUUUUUGCUUUGAUCGCCAAUCGACUUCGUCGGUAGAAAAGUCUGUUUGUCCAGAACAGAUACUGACUUUUUCAGGGCGAUCACCUGUAUAUGCACGCACUCUCUAAGCAUCAAUUUAAAGAAGUUUUGGCAAAAAUGCACAUUUCGAAUUCCACGAUGUAACUUACUGGAUAAAAUGUAUCUAAGAAAGAAGGAUUAAAAAAAGUAACCAAUUUGCUCAAAUGAAAUCUUCAAAUACUUGCUUAUAAUUAUAAACUGUUUGCUAAAGUUUCCAUAUAAGGCAAUCUAAUUCACACAGGGGUGUAAAAACACACACAAACACAUAAAAUAUCUUUAAUAAAAAUGUCAUGCGAUUAAACACACACUCAGACACAAUAACAAACAAGUGCGCGCGUCAGCAUGUACAAAUAAUGUACAGUUUCUAAAAAUAUAUUAGUCUUAUUUUCUUAUUUAUUCGCCUCAGUGCAAGUUAUCAACGUCCACUUUUUUAAAUCUUGCACUGCGCUGUUUUUGCUGUUUAUUGCUACUCAUUUUCAAUGUAUAUUUCUGUUGCUGUGUGUUAUAAUAAAGACACUAUUUUUGUAAUAAAUUCUUUUGACAUU
Messenger RNA from Pomacea canaliculata, 4829 nucleotides. RefSeq names its product mucin-3A-like. Lineage: Eukaryota; Metazoa; Mollusca; Gastropoda; Architaenioglossa; Ampullariidae. The record is from RefSeq and is a predicted model, not a curated record. The transcript has 6 exons. Bases 1290 to 3296 code for a protein of 668 amino acids.